Molecule: messenger RNA, 2634 nt
Organism: Auxenochlorella protothecoides
Lineage: Eukaryota; Viridiplantae; Chlorophyta; Trebouxiophyceae; Chlorellales; Chlorellaceae
Product: ATP-dependent zinc metalloprotease FTSH 1, chloroplastic
Exons: 12
Coding region: 1-2634 (877 amino acids)
Biological process (GO): proteolysis
Cellular component (GO): chloroplast thylakoid
Molecular function (GO): ATP-dependent peptidase activity; ATP binding; metalloendopeptidase activity
Source: RefSeq, a predicted model, not a curated record
AUGUGCACACAGGCCUCCAUAGUUCUCCAUGGACCCCUGCAAGUGCAGGCCAAGCGAUCUACUGGUUCUGGUGACCCCGGACCCAGCAAAUCCAACGACAAGAAGGCUGGGAAGAAUGGGAAACCCUCUGCAAAGAAGGCUGUUGCAAAGGAUGCAGCCACAGGCUCCGUCAGCAAGGGAUCAGGGCCGCAGCAGUCCGGGGCGGCCACCGCAGUCCAGGCCGCGGCCCCUCCCACCUCCCACCUGCUGAAGGCGACUUCCAUCAAGGCCCGAGCGAGCGCAGGCAAGGCUUCGACUGCCGCGGUGCGACAGGCCUCCUCGCCGCAGGCCGCCCCCCAGGUCGCCAUGGACGCCAAGUGGGAGGUGCCCAAGAUCACCAAGGUGGUCGCCUACCCCCAGCUCCUGGAGGAUAUCCGGAUGGACAGGGUGGAGGAGGUCAAGUUCUUCCAGAUGGGCCGAAAUGUGCUGGCUCUGCCUGGGAAGUGCCUGGUGGUGUACCGCAAUGGUACUGUGGGCGAGGCUACCAUCGACCAGGAUGACAUGAGGGUUGCCUAUGCCAUGGAGACCCAUGGCGUCACCGCCAGCAAAGUGGGCGUGGUGCCGCUGCCCACCGAGAUUAACCCCCGCCAGGGGUUUGAUCCCCGAUUCAUCCGCACCUUCAGCAGCUGGUUUGGGCUGGCCGCCAUCGGCCUGGUGUACCUGGGAACCUACAUCAUGCGCCAGCGGCAGGGAGACGCGGACGAUCGCGAGAAGCUGCGCGAGAAGGCGAAGCAGGACAGGCGGGAGCGGGAGCGCCAGACGCUCAUGGACGACAUGGAGGGCGAGAUCCUGAAGCAGCAUGGCAUGGGGCGGUCGGCCACGGACAUGGAGAAGCGGUUCAAGGAAGCUGCCAUGGACGUCAGCAGGAAAGAGAUCCUCAAGGUGCUAGCUAGGGCCGGCAUCACAGAAGAGGAUGCAGAGGAGCCCUCCGCCUCACCAGAGGAGGAGCUGGGUGUGAACGACCAGGGCGUAUUCUACAAUGCCCAGGGCGAGUCGCAGCUGGCGGACGAGGAGGCGUAUCGCCAGAAGCUGGCCGCCGACGUGAAGAGCGAGGACCCCAAUGCUCAGGCUGAGGAGAUGCUGAAGAUGAAGACAGUGCGCAUCAAGCGUGCCAUGGACCCCGAGCGCCAGCGCCGCAUCCGGGAGGCGCAGCGGCAGCUUCGUGGCGUGAAGCUGCAGUACUCGGACGAGGAGACCAUCUUCUUCGACGAUGUGGCAGGGAUUGGGGAUGCCAAGUUUGAGCUGCAGGAGGUGGUGGACUUCUUCACGAGGCCCGCGCGAUUCAAGGCCUCCGGGUCCAAGGUGCCGCGUGGCGUGCUGCUGUGCGGACCCCCCGGCACAGGGAAGACGCUGCUCGCCAGGGCGGUGGCCGGCGAGGCGGGAGAGGCCUUCCUGUCCAUCAACGCCUCGGAGUUUGUGGAGAUGUUUGUGGGCGUGGGCGCCGCGCGCGUGCGCGACCUCUUCUCAACGGCGCGCUCCAUGGCCCCCGCCAUCCUGUUCGUGGACGAGAUCGACAGCGUGGGGCGCACACGCGGCGGCGCGCAGGGCAACGACGAGCGCGACCAGACCCUGAACCAGCUGCUGACGGAGAUGGACGGCUUCUCCACCGAGGCCCAGGUCAUCGUCAUGGCCGCCAGCAACCGCAAGGACGUGCUGGACUCCGCGCUCAUCCGCCCCGGCCGCUUCGACCGCAUCGUCUACGUCGACGUCCCGGACUUCCACGGCCGCAUCGACAUCCUGCGGGUGCACCUGGACCGGCGGGAGUGGGACGCGGCGGGCAUCGACCUGCACGCGCUGUCCCUGGAGACGCGCAACUACUCGGGCGCGCGCCUGGCCAACCUGGUCAACAUGGCCGCCACCGCCGCCGGGCAGCGGGCGCACUCCGUCAUCACCAUGGAGGACAUGGAGCGGGCGCUGGAGCUGGAGCGGCUGGGCCCGACGCGCAGCCCCUACUCGGACGUGGCGCGGCGGCGCCUGGCGCUGGUGGAGGGCGCCACGUCGGUGCUGGCCACGCUGCUGCCCGCCAUCGAGCCCGUGACCAAGGCCACGAUCGUGGUGCGCGAAACGUACCCCCUGGGCCACACCGUGGUGGAGAACAGCGAGCAGCGGGAGCUGACGCACGUGUACACGCGGCGCUACCUGGAGGAGCAGAUGCUGCUGGUGCUGGCGGGGCGCGCCGCGGAGGAGGCGGCCUACGGCGCCGAGGGCAUGAGCACGCUGUGCCAACGCCGCGUGGCCAUGGCGCGCCGCAUCGCCAACAAGAUGGUGGUCAGCAACGCCAUGACAUCCGCGGUGGGGCCGCGCCUGGUGGCCCACCCCGACGGGCCCGGCGACGAGAUGGACCUGUUUGUCACCCGCUUCAUCCCCGUGGACGUGGCGGAGACGGUGGACCGCACCAUCUCCGAGGUCAUGACCAGGGCCUACACGGCCAGCCUGGCCAUGGUGCGCCGCAACUUUGCGGCCAUCGAAGCGGUGGCGGACCUGCUGAUGGAGAAGAACACCGUCAACGGCGACGAGGUGCGGCGGCUGGUGCUGAAGCAUGGCUGUGCCGAGGACCUGGCCUUCAGGGAGAAGGAGGUGGCGCCCUUCAUGUGA